GGGAGUAACAAAGUACAUAAAUACCGUAUAUCCUUUCAACCCUAGAACAGUUGUUCUGGGUAAAUCUCUCUCGCUGGUCUUGUUGAGUCUGUUGACGGAAGUGAUUUAAAGGCUUUAUAUUUUGCUCAACAUUACAACGAUUACACAUCAGUCCCCCGGGUUUGAUUAUUUGAAGUGUGUACGAAUGGCUGCUUCGAAUUGGUUUCGUGCUGGUCGAUCAUUGAUAGGGUGCCUCAGCAACAAUUCUCUGGGUCUACUGAGAAUGACACAUGAGCUAAGUCGUUCUAUUAUUUUUCCUCAGCAAACACGGACAUUCAUUCAGAUGGGAACCAAUCUCAAAGUUGUUGAUAAUUCUGGAGCCAAGCGCGUAAAGUGUAUACAAGCUUUGAAGUGUAAGAAAGGGGCAAGAUUGGGGGACAUCAUAGUUGCCUCUGUACAGGAAGUUAGCCCUCCAAAGGAAGUGAAGAAGGGAGUUGUCGCCAGCACAGUGAAGAAGGGAGCUGUCGUUCAUGCUGUUGUGGUUCGUGCUGCAAUGUCACGUGGACGUUGUGAUGGCAGUGAGAUCAAAUUUGAUGACAAUGCUUGCGUGCUCUUGAAAAAUGUCAGCGGUGAAUAUGAGCCAAUCGGAAAGAGGGUUCAUGGGCCUGUACCGCAUGAGCUGAGGAAGAAAAAGCAUGUCAAGAUUUUGAGUCUUGCACAACAUAUUGUAUGAGGUUGGAUCCUCUGUUUGUCUCUGUUCUAAUUUUGCUUUAUUUGUGAUGUUCUUUACUAGUUUUGCUUGAGGUUCAUAGGUCUUCAUGGAAUUCAGAGGCUUGUGUGCUUAGAUGGAUGCAGAUUAAAUAAGCAAACACGGUCAUUCACAUUUCAGAUCUUCUGUUUAAUAACAUCGAAAUAAAAAACAUCAAUUGCUAAUACAAAAUUAUGCAGAGAAAA
Molecule: messenger RNA, 933 nt
Organism: Daucus carota subsp. sativus
Lineage: Eukaryota; Viridiplantae; Streptophyta; Magnoliopsida; Apiales; Apiaceae
Product: large ribosomal subunit protein uL14mz
Exons: 3
Coding region: 185-712 (175 amino acids)
Biological process (GO): translation
Cellular component (GO): mitochondrial large ribosomal subunit; ribosome
Molecular function (GO): structural constituent of ribosome; large ribosomal subunit rRNA binding
Source: RefSeq, a predicted model, not a curated record